Messenger RNA from Pseudonaja textilis, 971 nucleotides. Its product is annotated as immunoglobulin kappa light chain-like. The record is from RefSeq and is a predicted model, not a curated record. Lineage: Eukaryota; Metazoa; Chordata; Lepidosauria; Squamata; Elapidae.
GAAAUAGCUCCAGAUGUUUCUCCCACUGCUACCAGCAUGGUUUCCUUGAGGUCCUUCUCCUUGACCAUCCUGGGUCCAUUUCAGCUGUGGUCCCUCUUGCUUCUCCAAGACCUGAGGAUGUGUUCGUUUCAGGAAAUAACAGUUGGUGGUCCCGGACUACGCAUCGAACCUGAGUUCAUACAAAUCACAGGAGGCAAGACCCUCACUCUCAACUGUACCCUGACUCAGAUGGAUCUGCCAACUACCGCAAAAUGGUACAAAGAAUUGAGCAAUGACCCGAAGUUAACGUACAGGGAGCGUUACCAAGUUUCUCGCGGGGUGAGGCUCGCGCCAGGAUCGAGAACGGAUUUCAGCAUCAGCCUCAGCAACAUGGAACCUGAUGAUAACGGGACCUACCGCUGCUUUACGAUCAAUAAAGUCCUCCAAAGGGGAGAAUCUAAUCUAACGAAAGAGGUUGCAGUCUACGUGAUAGUUCCUCCCACGGUACGUCUAGAGACCGACCCGCUUUCUCCCAUCCAGCUGAACACCUCAGUGACGGUUACUUGCAACGCAGAAUAUUUUUAUCCAAACGUGGCCAAAGUGGACUUGUUUUGCAAGAAUCCCAGCGGGAAAGGAAAGUCCGCUAGGGCAACUUUGAAUGCAAACGGGACGUACUCUCGCCAGAGUUCCCUGGAAAUCAUAGCCACCGAAAAUUGGAACGCCUCGCUCUUCACUUGUCUGGUUAAACAUAACUCGACGGUAUUUAAGGCUACAAGAAGGCUGUUUAUUAAGACGGAACUGGGAGAAGGCUCACUGCAACGAUCCAUGAUGGGUCUCUAUCUGGGCCUUUUCCUGAACAAAACGGGACUGUUUUUUUUCUUCGCCAGUCUUUUCAAAAUGAAGGCGCGUGGAAGCUGCCUUGCGAGACCUUUUGACCCAUCUUCCCAAGGCUGAAAUUCCGAUUUAACUACUACUCCCGACGACAUCCUGGA